CCUCGACGUCAGAGGCAUGCGACGGAAGUUUGUCACCCUAGAAAGCACCGUUGUUUUUAUUUCCUCUGCUGACUGACCAAACAGCAAGCGGUCGGGACAUUAUGGGUCGUGGCUACAUAGUAGACGACACUGUAGAGGUUUAUCUGUCUAAACUAUGUGAACAGCGUGCAUGUCCAGUCACCGGACUGCUUAUUGGACAGAGCUCUGCCCAAAGGGAUUUUGUCAUCAUGGCGACCCGGACACCUCAACGUGAGGAGUCAACUGCAGCAUCUAGAAACUGUCUGGACAAGGAGUGGGUGACUGAGCAUGCUCGACAGGUGUCCAGAAUGUUGCCUGGAGGAUUGUCUGUUUUAGGAGUCUUCAUUAUUGAUGAUAGCGAUGCCAAGGACACACUCAUGACGCUUCAACAGGUGGGAUUCAUGAAAACACACCGUCUGUGUAUGAUGAUCUGUGAUGAUCUGUGGGGGGUUGCCCAUCUACUGAUCUUUAGAUUUCAUGGACCUGUACAGCCCAUCAAGUCUUUCUUUCUUUUGGAUACAUCUUGUAUAGUUUCUGUAGGUCACCUCUCCUAACUUAAGUUUAGGUGGAUGUUGUUUCCAUGUCCUUUUUAUCAGCUUCAUGGCCGUCACUCGCAAAAUAUUAAAAAGAGAAAUAUCAGCAACGUUUAUCACCUCAAGUAAGUUGAAAAUAAAUAAAAUAAAUUCUACCUCUAAAUGUGUAUUUAACUCAAAAAUGAACAUACAAACUUUCUUCCAAAAAUGAUAAUAAAACUGGACAUUUCAAGAAAAUAUGUGCACAGUUUGCCUCUCCACACCGUCUCCAACAGUUUGAACCUGCAAGGGGGAGAUAUAUAUGCAUACUUUUGCAAUAUUUUAUAUAUAAAUUUGAAUGCUUUCUUUAGCUUUUUUUUUAUUUUGGAACAACUGCUGCUUAAAUUCAUUUGUUAAUGUAUCCUCCUGUAUAUGUUUGAAAGAUAACUUCUCACUUGUAGAUAAUCAUCUAUCAUCAGCUAUCAUUUAAAAUGAAUCUUUUGUAUUUCUUGAUACAAAUUAAUUGAUUAAUUGUGAGUAUGUUGUUAGUCCCUUAAUCUCCCAGCUGUUUGGUAUAUUAUCCGUCCUAUUAGGACUCAAAUCAGGGUCACACACCAUUUCUCUAAAAUAAACGCAUUCAUUAUUUACUUUGAACAACUUGCUGUAUGUUUCCAGUUCUUAACAGUGUUUAAAA
This is a messenger RNA of Labrus bergylta (ballan wrasse), 1224 nucleotides long. NCBI's taxonomy places the organism in Eukaryota, Metazoa, Chordata, Actinopteri, Labriformes, Labridae. The record is from RefSeq and is a predicted model, not a curated record.